UUGAUUGAUUCAGUCCCACACGUUUGGCUUGUGUUUGUGUUUUUAAUUUUUAUUUAUCGUAUCAUCAGUGAUUUGUAGUACAUUGGAUCAACUUUAUUAAUGAAAUAUGGAUAUCUACAAUUAUUCAGUGAAAAGCAAUUUCCCUCAAAAGGCGUGAUCAAGGGUAAUUUGAUCAAAUAGAAUGCCGACACGAUGAAGCUUUUAUCAUUGAUAGUCACGAUUUCGAUAUUUAUCGGUGUCUCUGAGAUCUUUGCCCAAGGCGAUAAUUGUACAAGAAUAAACAACCGAGGCGACUAUAAGGUGUGCGUACGGCAAUUGUCCGAAUCAUUGGCGAAUAAGUUCAGUGAAAUAGUGAUCAAUGAGUUGGGCAGCGAGUACACUACUCAUUUUGAAAUACGCACAGUGCACAAAGACAGCCGCGUCCACUCCAGCGAUAAUGAUACUCUGUUCAAUAUUGCCGACAAACUGAGCUACAAACUAUCGUCAGCAGUGAACAUACUACGAGACAUGAAAAAUGGAAUCAAGACCAACAAUACUCCGUCCUUUACGCAUCCUUGCCCCUUCAACUCUAUCCGUAAGUCUGUAUUUAUCAAGAGUCCUAAUGUAUACAAUAGUGUUCCAAAUAUUGACGUCAAGUCAAAGAUGAUGGGUAGAUUCAAAGACCUAAAAGUUAAGAGACAAUACUUCCUCUCUCACAUGGAUUACGCCACUGAUAGAGAUUGUGCGAUAAUGCCUCACUCGAAUUUGAGGUAUUUGUACCAUAAGAUAGUGCACCCAGACCCAAAACUUGUGGUGUUCAUUAUUGACAACAAUAUAAAUGUAGAUUCAUUGCAACAUGCUAUAAAUGUGAUCAAGGAGACUGCAUAUGCGCUGCAAAGUAGAGACAUUAUUGCCUUCAAGAUUACAAAUACCACGGACUUUGUAAAAUUUGAGGAUACCUGCAAUAUUGAUGGAACUUCAAACCUGGGGAAUGCAACUGACACCAACAAGCUAUUGCUCAGGGAGUAUUUAUCAACUUUAGACGUGGCACCUGGUAACGUUUCACCAUUUACCAUACAUCAAGAGUUGAAGAAGUUGUUGACUGAGAAGAAAUUGCCGAAACACAAACUUUUUGUUUUUUUGACUGAUACAAAAGUAUUAAAAAAUGAGACUUGGCUCAAAAUGUUUCCCUACUCUGAAAGUGAUGCAAACAUGAAGUUCGCAAUAGGUCUCAUUUAUGAGAACCAGGUGGACAGGAAUAGCUCUCUUGGAAUAUUGCAUAUUGAUAAGUGGCACAAUCACUCAAGCAACCACUCGGUCAUGAGACUCCAUAUAAAUGACAGUGGUGUUGUGGGUCAAGUGGCUUCUGCCUUUAUUUCUUUACUUCCUGGAAAUUUUCAGAACAAACAAAUAAAAAUUGAAGACCCUAUUUGGGAGGCAACAGAAAGAGAUUUCAUGGUAUCAUUAGUGCUUCCAAUGACAAGUGGUGUGCUUGGGUUAGACCUUUAUUGGUCUGAUCUAGCUGAAGAUAUUGUUUAUUUUAAAGGAAUAAACCAUAGAAAACGAGCCUUCGUGAUGGAUUUUGCUGGUAAAGUACUUAUGCACACAUUUUAUCCCAGGCCAGAAUCAUCCUCUGAGAAAAUCAAGUUUACAUAUCUAGAGAGUAUAGAAACAUACGAUUUUAUAAGUAGUCUUAAGGAAGCAAUGCUAACAAAUAGUUCUGGCAAAUUGACCAUGAAAGAACAAAAUGCUUCAACUUCCAUAGUUUAUUCUUGGAAAUGGGUUGAAAAACUUUACAUUGUAUGUAUUGUAAAUGAAAUAACUGAACAUAACUUGUUCAAUAAAACUAACAUAUUUUUUACCAGGAGUUCUAAAGAGAUCUUGUUUCACAGACUGGAUUUGUUCCCACCUAAAGCUGGUAAAAUAUGUCGUCAUUUCAAACAGAUAGCUACAAUUGACCAGGGUACUGUAUAUUUGAGUCCAUCUAGUUUUCAGUCCCCAUUCACAUACCUUUAUGACAUGGGUGAUGGCCAGGAUGCUGUUCAAUACAUGCAGAAUUAUCUGGCUUAUAUUAAAAAUCUUGCUAAUGGUCUGCUCUCUAACCCUGGUUUAAAAAAUGAAAUCCAGCAGGACGUAAAUUUUCUCAACUCAAUUUUAUCUUUUUACAAAAGGCAGCACUUACGUGGCAUCUAUUCCAAGUAUAUUGUGAGAAGAUAUGCAGCUACUGAGAGUGGGGUUCUUGUGAUGUUCCCAGGGACUGUCUUAGAGUAUGACUAUGAACCUGUGAGAAGGCCAUGGUAUACUUACGCUCUUGAAUAUCCAGGUAAGAUCAUUUUGACUCCACCCAACCUGGAUGUUGGGGGAGCUGGAUAUGUGGUUAGCAUUUCUUAUGCUGUCAAAGGACCUUUUUACCCCACUAUGGUAGUCUCAAUGGAUGUUACAAUGGGAUUCCUCUACAAAGUCCUUAUUGACAGUCUUCCAAUUUGUGCAAUGUCUUAUUUUAAGUGUUUUAUAAUGAAUAAUCGAGGCUAUUUAGUUUCCCACCCUGGGCUGAUGGAUCCCAACAGUUCAGGUCCUAUAGAACAACAACAUAUCACUCAUAAAGAAUCUAUGAUUGCUAACGACAUGCUGAACCAUAAGGGAUUUGUAACAAAGAGGCUAUGCAAUAACUUUUAUGAUGUAACUAUUCAAAGAUUCUAUGAAUUUAAUAUGUCGCUGCCAGGUGUCCUUUCUAAUGUGGUUUCUGGAGAUCAUUGUGUCCACUAUUACAUUGCUGCAAUACCUGGGACUAACGCCUUUAUUGCUCUUGUGAAUGUAUCAUGCAGUGUUGGUGCUUUUUGCCCCUGCAGCAUGGUUGACCGUGUUUGUUUUAAUUGCAAUCGUAUGGAGCAAACUGAUUGUGAAUGUCCAUGUGAAUGCAGUUCUGAACUGUAUGAAUGUCCAAAUUCAAACUCUUCUCGGAUAACUCGCGAUAUUCCAUUGUGUGGUAUGAUGCCUGAAAAUAAUAAUCACAAGUCCCAUUACUUCCAUAAUUUUGCUGAAAAUUUGAAGUCUUGUUUUGAUUUCCAAUGCGAGUCUUAUCUGACACAUUCGUCUUGUUUAGGAGUUUUAGGUUGCGAAUGGUGUCAAUUGGACACUGAUGGUCAUACGCCACUCUCUUCGCCGUUUUGUACGUCACAAUCAACGUGUUUUAACGGAGUUUUGGGCGCUGUGACGCCCUAUGGGGAAGGAACCUUUGGGCAUGUUAAUAGAGAUGCAUUAGGUAGUUAUUCGGCAAUAGGCCCGAUAGCAGGGUGUAUCGUUACUGUUAGUUUAAUUAUAGCUGUUGCUAUAUACUGUUAUAGACAAAAUGUAACUUCAGCUAGCUGCCACAACUUGUAUGUUGAUGGUCCAGCUGAGACAUGGCACGAUGCUGAUGUCCAAAUGAGUCAUUUGCAGUCUGAUGACAUGCAUGAUCAGUCAGGGCAGGAUAAGUUACUGCCAGCCAUGGAGAUAGAAGCCCCUAUCUCACCAUACAGAGUUGUGACAGGGUAUCGACGACCCCACACUGCUGGAGGGUCGGAUCAUGGUUAUUCCACCAUGACUCCUCAUGAGGACUCUGAGGCCACAGGAUUCUCAGUGAAUGACCCCACCAUAUUGUCAGAUGAUACAAAGUCUGAUGUAAGCUGUCCCUUACCAGCAAAGAUUAAACCUAGAUUAAAAGCUACUGAUUUAAGUGUAACUGUUUUGCCCUGUGGCAAAAAUAGUAUAAUAGCUCCUGUAACUGUUCAUAGGCAUAUGGAAGCAUCAUAAUAAUACUAAAUAAUCUACCUCCUGUGUACAUAAUUACUGAUAAGCAACAAAUGACUUUAAACAGCAAUUGUUAACUCUAUGUAUUAAUGUGAUAAUUUCUUGUGUAUUAAUAUUAUUAACUAAAUGGUUCAGUUCAGUAACUUAAUUUUAGUACUUAUGUGUAUUGUUCUAUUUGUACUUAUUACUCUGGUGCUUCUUUUUGUGACCAAUUGUUGUGUUUAAUAUUGUCUGUUAUUACAAAAUGCAUUUUGUGUUGGGCCAAAGUGGGCCUCUACUUCUACAUGGUAUCAAUGUUCCAUAAAUCAUACUAAAAUAUAUGUUAGAAAUAAUAAUAGGUAAUCUUAUUUUAUGUUAAAUAUUGUGCUACUAAUUGUUUUCUGUACUAUUUUGACUACUUUCUGUCUUCCCAGUCUACAUCACAAUAAAAAUUAUAAUAUCAAAAUUUAAUUAUCAUAAAAAGUAAUAAUAUUUACUUUGGAAUGGCAAUAUUAUUUGAUAAAAAAAAACAAUGUUUUAGUAUUCGAUAUUUCUAUUUUUGUUACAUUAUAACAAAACUAUAAUUGUGACAACUAUUAAAUUAAAUGGAGGUUGUUUUAUACAGGUUUACUGCAAUAGGCAGCUAUAAUUUUUUACUUAUUCAUAAGUUUAGUAAAUAAGACUAAAUACAUACGUAAUUUUUGGAUAAGCAUAAUGUGCCAGUGCCUGUUGUAUUAUAAAUAUUGUAAAACUAUUUUUAAGACUGAAUUUGAUGUUGCAUUUAUUUGAUGUAAUAAAAUUUCUUUUGUAAAGAA
Ostrinia nubilalis (European corn borer) is the source of this 4562-nucleotide messenger RNA. Its product is annotated as VWFA and cache domain-containing protein CG16868. The transcript has a single exon. Gene Ontology annotation, cellular component: voltage-gated calcium channel complex. The record is from RefSeq and is a predicted model, not a curated record. The coding region runs from base 193 to 3771 and encodes 1192 amino acids. Lineage: Eukaryota; Metazoa; Arthropoda; Insecta; Lepidoptera; Crambidae. Gene Ontology annotation, molecular function: voltage-gated calcium channel activity.